AUGUCAAUUAAAUUAUCAAAACUAGUUGAUUCUUUAAUUGAAUCAUCACCACCAGUAGAAUUAAAAGAAGUAUCUAACUUAAUAAACAAAUUAACUAAUGAUCAAUCAAUUAUUGAUGAUUCAAUAUUAUCUUUUAUUGAAGAAAAUGGUAUAAUUUAUCAAGAUUAUAUUAUAUCAAAUUUAAAUAAAGAUAAACAAAGUUCAAAAUAUAUUGAUUAUAUAAGAAAACAAUUGUUCAAUGUAGAUUUUAAACAAGGUAAAAUUAUAGAUUUAGAAGAUUAUGCACCAAAUCAACAAUAUCCAGAUUAUUUUGAUGAUCUAGUUGAUAAAUUAGAACAAUAUGGUCAAGACUAUUAUCCUUCAACUUUUGCAAGUACAAUAAUCCCAAAUGAAGAUUCAAUUCAUGUUAUUUUGAUUGGUCAAAGAUCAAAUAAUGCUAAUUUUUAUACUGGUCAAUGGAAUUCAAAAUAUACAAUUAAAUCAAAUGGUGAGAUUUCAGGUAAAAUUAAAUUAGAUAUUCAUUAUUUUGAAGAUGGUAAUGUUAGAUUAAAAUUUAAUGAAGGAGUAACUGGAUCAAUUGAUAAUUUAACCUCAUCAAAUAUACUCAAUUUUAUAAAUAAUCAAGAAUCAAAAAUUAUUUUAAAACUUAUUGAAAAUUUUAAUAAUUUAAAUCAACAACAAUUUAAAAAUUUAAGAAGAUUAUUGCCUGUUACAAGAUCAAAUAUUAAUUGGGGUAAUGCAAUUGGUAAUUAUAGAUUAGGAUCAGAUGUAGUAAAUAAAAAGUAA
Molecule: messenger RNA, 786 nt
Organism: Insectozyma verbasci
Lineage: Eukaryota; Fungi; Ascomycota; Pichiomycetes; Serinales; Debaryomycetaceae
Source: the annotation of a GenBank genome assembly